AUGAAGGAGGACAAGAAGCAAAGUAUUGUCCUCCAGAAAUGGUGUGUUCUACUCUCCAUAUUUGCUCUCUUUCCCUUCUCUCAGUCCUUCAACUAUAGCGAUGCUCUCACCAAGAGUCUCCUCUACUUUGAAUCUCAGCGCUCCGGUCGCUUACCUCACAACCAGAGGGUCAUUUGGCGUGAUCAUUCCGGCCUCAACGAUGGCAUAGAACAAGGAGUGGACUUGGUGGGAGGUUACUAUGAUGCUGGUGAUAAUGUGAAAUUUGGUUUGCCAAUGGCGUUUACUAUAACGAUGCUUUCUUGGGGUGUCAUAGAAUACGGCAAAGAGAUAACGGAUUCCGGCGAGUACAGUCAUGCCCUUGAAUCUAUAAAAUGGGGGACAGACUAUUUCAUAAAAGCUCAUACUCAUCCAAAUGUUUUCUGGGCGGAGGUGGGCGAUGGAUUCACGGAUCACUAUUGUUGGCAAAGGCCAGAAGAUAUGACGACGUCUCGGCAAGCCUACAAGGUCGAUGAGAAAAACCCCGGAUCAGAUAUUGCCGGGGAGACUGCCGCAGCAAUGGCAGCAGCUGCCAUUGUGUUUAGGAAAACAAACCCACAUUACUCAGGCCUCCUUUUAGACCAUGCAAAACAGUUGUUUGAGUUUGGUGACAAAUAUAGAGGCAAGUAUGAUGAGAGCAUAAAGGUGGUUAAAGGCCACUAUACAUCUUGGAGUGGAUACAUGGAUGAGUUGCUCUGGGCAGCUAUUUGGUUGUACAAGGCUACAAACAAUGAAGAUUAUUUGAACUAUGUUUUGACCAAUGCUCAAGCUUUUGGUGGCACCACUUGGUCCAUCACAGAGUUUAGCUGGGAUGUUAAGUAUGCUGGUGUUCAAAUCAUUGCUUCAAUGUUACUCAAGGAAGCAAAGCACAAAAAGCACGAGCACACACUGAAACAGUACCUCUCAAAAGCUGAGUACUACAUGUGUUCUUGCCUUGGCAAGAACAACAACACCAACGUGCGACGCACCCCAGGAGGCUUACUGUACAUCCGCCAAUGGAACAACAUGCAAUACGUUUCAACUUCUGCAUUUCUCCUCACAGUUUACUCUGAUCAUCUCCAGGCCACUCAUCAGAAUCUGAACUGCGACAAAGGGCAGGUAGGCCCUGACGAAAUGUUAGCUUUUGCCAAGUCACAGGUUGAUUACAUUUUGGGGUCUAAUCCAAGGGGCUUGAGCUACUUGGUUGGGUACGGUCCAAACUACCCUCUGAGGCUGCACCACAGAGGAGCAUCCAUUGAUUCGUAUAAGAGGAACAAGGGAUUUAUUGGGUGCACGCAGGGAUAUGAUAACUGGUAUGGAAAUAAGGAUCCGAACCCGAAUGUGGUUGUCGGAGCAUUAGUUGGUGGCCCGGAUGGAGAUGAUGGAUUCAGGGAUGAGAGGUGGAAUUACAUGCAGACAGAGGCAUGUACUUACAAUACUGCAACACUGGUUGGGGUUUUUGCUAAGUUGCAUGGGUAA
Fragaria vesca subsp. vesca is the source of this 1494-nucleotide messenger RNA. RefSeq names its product endoglucanase 11-like. Gene Ontology annotation, biological process: carbohydrate metabolic process. The transcript is spliced from 5 exons. Gene Ontology annotation, molecular function: hydrolase activity, hydrolyzing O-glycosyl compounds. NCBI's taxonomy places the organism in Eukaryota, Viridiplantae, Streptophyta, Magnoliopsida, Rosales, Rosaceae. The record is from RefSeq and is a predicted model, not a curated record. The coding region runs from base 1 to 1494 and encodes 497 amino acids.